UAAAUGUCACAGGCGCUCUAUGUCCGUGUUUUAUUACAACCACACCGAAGAGGUCCAGUUUGUUUGUAUCUCAACAUAUAACGUUAAAGUCGUGUGCUUGCAGCUUAUAUUUCCUCACACCUUACAGUAAGUUUUGCCAGCAGAAAGCACCCAGAGAAUGGAAUCCCAUCCGCAUGCAUCCGGACCAGGCUUGCAGUUAACAAGUGGUUUUGGUGGAGUAUCUAGACCCAUCAAAACCUUUCAUCUUCGAGACAUCUACAGCCCCAAACCACCACCACAAAGGACCCCUGUGGCAAUACGGCCGCCCAGCCCUAAACCGGUUUCCCCCCAGGAGCCCGUCGUCCGGCGGCGGAGGCAGUCGUGCGAGCCAGAGCCAAAACCCAUCAUGAGGAGACGGGCUAAAUCCCUCUCGUCCUCCACGGAUAAGCGCGCCUGCAGGACCGCGCAGGUCCGCUUCGUAGAUUCGCUAGGGCUGGAGCUGGAAGAUGUGAAGUUCUUCAAGGCCAGCGAGGACCCAAUGGUGCCGGUCCACGUUAUCACAAGACUGCUGGCAAGCUCCGAGCUGGCUUCCAGGAAAAACCUGGCGCUCUCCCUACCCUACUUCCAGCCCUCUUUCCCUGUCAACAUGCUGGCCGAGGCUGGUUUCCUCGAGCGCUUGUGCCGGCAGCCAGUUUGCCUGGAGCAGGUGUUUUGCUCUGAGCUGGGAAUCAUCGGAACCGUGCGAGUGCUGAACUUGGCCUACGAGAAAGAGGUCGCGGUGCGGUACUCGUUUACGGACUGGAGGAGCAGCGCGGAGAGCAAAGCGUGCUGGAUCUCCACCGUCCACAGAGAUGGGCCGCGUCCAGAAUCAGACGUGUUUCGUUUUCACCUGCCUGUGCCGCCGUUCAUCUUGCAGCCGGGUGCCAUGCUGCAGUUUGCCAUCUGCUACAGGGUCUGCGGGUUCGAGUACUGGGACAACAAUGAGGGAUGUAACUAUAAACUGACCUGCCAGACGUACAAACUCACGGUCCCCAGAGAGUGUGAAGAUAGCCUGGUUCAUUUCAUCUGACUACCCCCAUCCAGAUUUCUUCUUUUCUCGUUCAUAUUUCAUACUACAAUACAGCUGUUAUUGAUUCAUUUUUAAUAAAGCUAUCCAACGCGUAUCACCCAUGUGAUAAAUUGCCCUCUUACACCUAAAAUCUGCUUGUGCCAACAUUAACUGCAUCCAGAUGCUUUAGACUACUGGAUAUCUGUUACGGAUAUAUAUCCAGCAUCUGAACUGGGUUCAUGUCAGGACAAAACUUUCAUUUAGCUUUUAGAGUCCCAAGCUUUCACAGCACAGUACACGUAAAGAACCUUUAUAAUUCUACCUUUAUCCCAAGCAUAGAGCCAAGAGAAGAAGGAUUUUAAAUCAAACAAUCGAUCAAGAUAAGUUUUUGUUUACAUGAUGUAUGCGUAUGUAAUA
Molecule: messenger RNA, 1444 nt
Organism: Puntigrus tetrazona (Sumatra barb)
Lineage: Eukaryota; Metazoa; Chordata; Actinopteri; Cypriniformes; Cyprinidae
Gene: ppp1r3db
Product: protein phosphatase 1, regulatory subunit 3Db
Exons: 2
Coding region: 158-1048 (296 amino acids)
Biological process (GO): regulation of glycogen biosynthetic process
Cellular component (GO): protein phosphatase type 1 complex
Molecular function (GO): protein phosphatase 1 binding; glycogen binding
Source: RefSeq, a predicted model, not a curated record